This is a messenger RNA of Vicugna pacos (alpaca), 3899 nucleotides long. Lineage: Eukaryota; Metazoa; Chordata; Mammalia; Artiodactyla; Camelidae. The record is from RefSeq and is a predicted model, not a curated record.
UGGAGGCGAAAAGAGGUCACGUGUUUGAGAGAGAGAGAGGCGGGGUGGGAGAGGUGGUGCUUGCGCGGGGCAUGCCGGGAGUAGUGGUAUAUCGUUGGCAGCAGCAGGUGAAGCAGAUCAGACUACGCGGCGAGGGGGGGGUUCGUGCGGCGUUUCUCGCGGUCUCCAGAAUCCCGCGCUGCCCUGGUAAGUGCAGACAGCCUUUUCCGUGAAAGGAUUUCAGUUUGUUGAAAUGAGCGGUCGUAAAUCAAAGAGUAACAGCUUAAUACAAGCAGAAUAUCUUUCACAGGUACAAAGAAUUUUACGUGAAAGGUUUUGUCAUCAGAGUCCACAUGGUAACCUGUUUGGAGUACAAGUACAAUAUAAACACUUAAUUGAGCUGCUAAAAAGAACUGCUAUUCAUGGAGAAAGUAACUCUGUUCUCAUUAUUGGACCCCGAGGAUCAGGAAAGACCAUGUUAAUAAACCACGCAUUGAAAGAACUAAUGGAAGUAGAAGAAGUGAAUGAGAAUGUAUUACAAGUUCACCUAAAUGGACUGCUACAGAUCAAUGAUAAAACUGCCUUAAAGGAAAUCACAAGGCAAUUAAAUCUGGAAAAUGUAGUUGGAGAUAAAGUUUUUGGAAGCUUUGCUGAAAACCUUUCAUUUCUUCUGGAAGCUUUAAAAAAAGGUGACCGGACUAGUAGUUGCCCAGUGAUCUUCAUAUUAGAUGAAUUUGAUCUUUUUGCUCAUCAUAAGAACCAAACACUCCUCUAUAAUCUUUUUGACAUUUCUCAAUCUGCACAGACUCCAGUAGCAGUUAUUGGUCUUACAUGUAGAUUGGAUAUUUUGGAACUCUUAGAAAAAAGAGUGAAGUCACGAUUUUCUCACCGGCAGAUACACUUAAUGAAUUCAUUUGGUUUUCCACAGUAUCUUAAAAUAUUUAAAGAACAAUUAUCUCUUCCUGCAGUAUUUCCAGACAAGAUUUUCGCUGAGAAGUGGAAUGAGAAUGUUCAGAGUCUCUCAGAAGACAGAAGUGUGAGAGAAAUACUGCAGAAGCAUUUCAAUGUUAGCAAAAACCUGCGGUCGUUGCACAUGCUAUUGAUGCUUGCUUUAAAUCGCAUAACACCGUCAUACCCCUUUGUGACUGCAGCACAUCUGAUGGAGGCAAACCAGCUGUGUAGCAUGGACUCUAAAGCAAAUAUUGUACAUGGUCUGUCAGUCUUAGAAAUCUGUCUUAUCAUAGCAAUGAAACAUUUAAAUGACAUCUAUGAAGAGGAGCCCUUUAAUUUUCAAAUGGUUUAUAAUGAGUUUCAGAAAUUUGUUCAAAGGAAGGCCCAUUCCGUUUAUAAUUUUGAGAAACCUGUUGUCAUGAAGGCUUUUGAACACUUACAACAAUUAGAAUUAAUAAGGCCUAUGGAAAGAACAUCAGUAAAUGCGCAGAGGGAGUACCAACUGAUGAAGCUACUUUUGGAUAACACUCAAAUUAUGAAUGCUUUGCAGAAAUACCCUAACUGUCCUACAGAUGUCAGGCAGUGGGCAACGUCCUCACUCAGCUGGUUAUGAAUAUAACCCCGGCUUCAGUUAUGGAGUUUCGGGCAUACUGUUCUAAAGAACUAAAAGCUAUUUCCUUUAACAAGAAAUGUUAUUACAUUUUCUUAUAAACAUGUAUUUUUGUAUUUACGGGAGACUGUUGCACAUGCAGUGUCAUAGUUGUGCCUUGCUUCUGAAUCAUAAGCAGUUACAUGACUUAACAAUUCUAGUGAUUUAGAUUAUGUUGUAAGUAGCUGUUCAAAAAAAUAAAUGUGACUAUUUUAGGGAUUGAACCAUAUGCUUAUUUAACACUUGUGAAGUAUUUAUGUGUUACAUUUGAAGAGUUCGUUUUAACCCAGCAGCCCCAGCAGCUAGAUGUUUUUACAAACCUUAAACAAAACAGUAAAGAAACAAUGGUAAGAGUUGAGGUGUAAUGAGUAAUCUUUUGGUCCAUUGGGAGGUGCUGCAUUUUUUUCUGUUCCCAUGGAAAUUUUGGAUUCUAUUGCAGACACAGGACUUCUAGUUCAGGAGACUGACCAGUUUGGGCAGAAGAUAGUACAAACGGAAGAAAAAAGCCAAAAGUUUGAACAUUUUCUUCCAGACUUCUUAAAAAAUAUGGUACUCAUACCAUAAAAAAAAUCUCUUGCAGGAUUUUUUUAAAAUGCAGAUUCUUGGGCCUAUUCUAGGCCAAAGGGACCAGCACUUGUCUUUUUAACAGGCACAUUAGGUUGUUCCUGGGGAAUUACUCCCACAAAUAAUGGGGCGUGUAUGACAGUGCAUCCAAAAGUAAAGUCCUGAGAGGAGUGUGGAAAUGCCACAGCAUCACCUUAUAAAUUCAGGAACUGCUUUAUGUUUAAAGUGAAAUUUAAUAAGCAUUCAUUAACUGUUAGUGACUUCAUUCAUUCAAGAAUAUUUGUCUCUUAUUUUCAUAGAAGGUUUACAAAAGACAGUCCCUAUCCUUGUACAGCUUGUAAUCCUUUUAACUGUCAAAGGCCGUGAGAUAGUUACUGUUACUUAUAGAUGAGAAAGUAACACAGUAGUGGCCGUGUCCAGAGGAUUGACAGACUCUGGAAUUCAGCUCAUGUUUUCAGUGACACCAAAGCCCCUGGUUUUAAGAUCUCAGGCUCAGUAAUGGUUUUCUUACCAUGCAUUUUAGAAAGUAUACUCUAAGAAAUGAUUUACUUGGUUUUUAAGAAAUUUUGUAUUCAGAAUGGAAUAUAAGAUUUCUGUGCAUAAAAGUAGCUCUUCAGUAGUUGCAACCUAUUUUGUUGCAUACAGAGGCAUCCUUUCCCUGCUUCUCAGUCUUCAGAUCACAGUCGUUUACUUUUCAGCUGUGUGUCAUGAAAGCUAAGGCUUGCAUCUGGUUCUAUGCAAUAGUCUUCAGGUUUUUAGGGAAUAUUUUGCCAAAAUAUUCAUCAUGUAGCAUCACUGUUACUAGAAGCAAGGAUUUUGCACUUGAGCUAAAAUUGUCCCUUUAAGAAAAUUUCUCAACUAUUUUAGGAAAGUACCCUCUGCUCUAAAGGUGACCAUAAAAGCCCCUAAAUAACUUGCUUGAAGAUUGCAAAUUUUUAUGUGCUUAAGAUGCCACUGAAAGGUUGAACGCUCUCAUAUGCUUUGGUGACUCCGUAAGAGCUACAGAAGACCCAGCAAAUCAGUGAGAGUUGUAAAGCAACCUAGAAAACUUUGAUUAGCAAAGUCAAACGAAUGAAGCAUCUACCUACACUCCAAAAACAUUUUUUGAGGAGGAAUGUUGAUGUUCCCCUUUCCAUAUUCCCUAAAAAAAUACGAAGAAGCUGAAAUAUACCUUAAAAAUUUUAAAGUAACUUCAUCUCUUAAGUUGCUUAAACCAUCAUCAAUAAAAUAAAAACCAAAUCUGAAAAAUCCCUAGUAAAAAAACUUUGGGGAAUAAUGUAGACAAAUAUGGUUUAAAGAUACUUUCAUUUCCUAGAGGAGGAAUGUAGGCUGUUAAUAGCACAACCAAAAGACCAAAAAGCAGGGAGGAGGAGCGUUAGCGGCAGCAGGGGUUCUCACUCAGCAGGCCCUCCAGCUGCCCUACCAGUUAAGGAAAAAAAACUCUCCAGUUUUGCGGACAUGCAUGUGAAUGACUCUGAGGAAUUAAGACCUGUUGGUUCAAACUUACCACAUCACAGUGCUAUGUAUGUUGAUUAUAUAUUAUUAACUUCCUGAAGAAUCUGUUUUGCAGAACACUGUGGAAACGAUUUCCGUCUUUCUGUGAUGCCCCUUCCUUCACGUUUACCCUAAAAAAACUGAGAAUCCAUUGGUGUGAACUGUGACACUCAACGUGACAAGGUGGGGCUCUUGCACCCUCAUUUUCUUGAAAGCCAUGAGAUAAAAGAAUUUGCAACAUUAAAAAUGUAAAUGAAAGCUA